AUGGCCGUCAUUGUCGAGGUUCCUACAAGUGAGCCGGACCAGGCACCUGCUGGACGCGACGGACGUUUCACGUCCGAGCAGAAAGCCAAGACGGUGCCUCGAGACAGGUCACAGCGUGAUUUCCUACGCCAAUUUGUCUCGCAAACCCCGGAGCCUUCGGGUCAUACCACUACGAAGUCUCAAGAGGCCUCGAGACUUCCAGAUGUCAAAGAAGAGCCCCACCGCCGGUAUACACCUCAUAAGAUGGCUCACUCGGAGUUUCAACGAGAGGCGUCGCAGAUACCGGAGGGCGGGUGGUUCAGGAAGACAACCGACGACGCAGGAGGUGGUGGACGCGGACCACCCAGUACAGGCGGGUCCAGUCCUACCACUACUAAUGAGUCGAGCUCAGAGAGUGAAUCAGAGGGCGCAUCAACGCCGCCUAGCCCGUCGUCUUCAGACUCGGACUCGUCUCGGUCAGGCAAGUCCAAGAGCGAGAAGAGACAUCGCACUCGACAGAAAUCAGACCACAAACGAAUGCGCAAGGCUCUGGCAGGUAUCAAAAUCAAACCACCGUUUGUGUGGGAUGGCACUGCAGACCUCGACGUGUUUGAUCAGUGGACCUAUGAAGUAGACACCUGGGGCGAGCUCAAUGAACUAUCCGACCGUAUCGUAUUGAAGCUGAUGGUGCAGUUCAUGAGCGGGGAUCCGGGACACUUCUUCAUGUGUCAUGUAUCGACUAGACAGUCGGAAUGGACGGUCAAGAAGCUGUACGAAGCUCUAUUUGACUAUUGCUUCCCAACCGAUUACAAAGCGCGACUUAGAGCACGUCUGGAACGCUCUGCACAAGGGCGCAGUCGUGUACGCGAUUUUGUGCGAGAUAUACAACAGCUAGCCAUCCAAUUCCCCGACGUUUCCGACUUUCAGCUUGUCCAGAUCUUUUGGCGAGGCUUGAACACCUAUAUCCGUGUAUACCUCAUCGAGAAGGGGCUGAACCCUGAGAAGACGAAGCUUGAUAAGCUCGUUAAAUACGCGAUCCAAAAGGAGGAAGCUUACUCCGAGGCGCGACGCGAAGAACGAGCAUUCAGUGGUCAAGUUCCCGGACGUUCAUGGGGACGUUUCGGGACGCGCGCGGAGGGUCCUGAGCCGUACAAACCGAGCGCAGAACGGCAGGAGGGCGAGUCCUACAAACCGAGCGCAGAACGGCAGGAGGGCGAGUCCUACAAAGACAAGUCAAAGCCAACCAAGAAUACGACUGCAGAGAGCAAACCAUCCCGUAAUGAGACGGCUAAGGCCCCGCAAAAGGACCACGAAUGUAGCAAUCCCUUGUCCCGCGAAGAACGCGAUCGCCUGCGUGCAGAGGGACGCUGUUUCACCUGUAAGGACGUUGGACAUCAGAGCAGCAAUUGUCCGACCAGGAAAACGGCGAAGGCACCUACAGGACCAGGCAUACAUGUCGGCUCCAUCAACUUUGCUGACCUUGAUCGACUGGCCGCGCGCGCGCAACGAGCGAGCGAUGAUGCGCUCUUCUUGGGCGCUGUAUCCUUUGAGACACUCGACGAGGACAAGCCUAUGGCCUCAACUGAGGGCGUAUGGGCGCGCGCACAUGAGGAGGACUGUAAAGAAUACAUACAGGCUCUAUUCCAGUCGUAUUACGACGAGAUGACGGCGCACUCCGUCGGUCUUGAGCCUUUGCAGUGUUUCGAAGUAGAUGCCUAUGGUGGGCGGAGCACAUUCCUUGUUGUCGACCACCUGGCACCCAUCGGACUACCAGACGAAUACAUCGUCACUCGGGAACAGCUGGACAAUCCAAGCUGGGGCGUACCUGAUAUCAUUCAAGAGGAAUGGGACGCUUUCAUCCAGAUCCCGCCAAGACCUGAGUGGGGAACAGGAUUUCCUCAGUGCGAUGCUCGAAUGGACGGAGAUGUUUCACCACUGUACUGGCUCCGUGCACAUGUAAAAGCGUCGCUCCGUAAGGAGUUUCCGGACGUCCCAGAACAGACAGAGCUGGUACACGUGGGUCUACAUCCGCAUGGAUAUGUUGCGACAUCAGCUCUGAACGACGAAGAAUACAUCUUCACUCACGAGGAUGUUACACAGCCUACAUUCGACCCGACGGCUGUUUCGCGAGUAGUGCUGGAUGGAUAUUCUCCGGACGAGCUAUGGCAGCACUGGAGGGCGAAAGAGCGACGCAAACAGCGCCGUCUUCGACUCAUGGUUUGCGCUGUAGGUAUGCGCAAACCUCAGCAACAUCGCAAGAAGAAGCCGGUGGCCGUACCUGCGAAUGCGAUCCCAGCGAUCGAAUGGAACACAAUGCGCCCAAAGGACUACACCAGGACCACCCCCAUGCCCGUGGUUGUGUCUAUCAGUAUCAACGGUCACCCGGCGCGGGCUCUGUUGGACACUGGGUGUAUGGCGGACUUUGUAUCUACCACAUUGGUCGAUCAGCUGAAGAUCCACACGGAUGUUCUAUAG
This is a messenger RNA of Trametes versicolor FP-101664 SS1, 2454 nucleotides long. RefSeq lists its product as uncharacterized. NCBI's taxonomy places the organism in Eukaryota, Fungi, Basidiomycota, Agaricomycetes, Polyporales, Polyporaceae. The transcript has a single exon. The record is from RefSeq and is a predicted model, not a curated record. Bases 1 to 2454 code for a protein of 817 amino acids. Gene Ontology annotation, molecular function: zinc ion binding; nucleic acid binding.